Messenger RNA from Haliotis rufescens (red abalone), 2816 nucleotides. RefSeq names its product probable beta-D-xylosidase 2. The transcript is spliced from 12 exons. Lineage: Eukaryota; Metazoa; Mollusca; Gastropoda; Lepetellida; Haliotidae. Bases 62 to 2275 code for a protein of 737 amino acids. The record is from RefSeq and is a predicted model, not a curated record. Gene Ontology annotation, biological process: arabinan catabolic process; xylan catabolic process. Gene Ontology annotation, cellular component: plant-type cell wall. Gene Ontology annotation, molecular function: alpha-L-arabinofuranosidase activity; xylan 1,4-beta-xylosidase activity.
UUAUAUCCUUGCUCUGCAGCCGUCCUACAACCAGUCAUAUACACACUGUCGUCCCUGAACAAUGCUUUUCCUCCUCUUCCUCGCAUCACUAGUGGCGGGGGACUUCCCCUUCAGAAACACAUCCCUACCCUGGGCGGACAGAGUCAACGAUCUCGUGGGUCGCCUCACCCUGGACGAGAUCAAACUACAAAUAUCCCGUGGGGGGUCGGGGCCCAAAGCUGGCCCUGCCCCUGCUGUACCACGACUGGGUAUCACACCCUACUCCUGGAACACCGAGUGUCUCCGAGGGGACGCGGGGGCAGGGCACGCCACAGCCUUCCCCCAGGCCAUAGGACUUGGAGCCUCAUUCAGCACAGAUCUGAUAUUCCGGGUAGCCCAGGCCACGGGUGUGGAGGUGAGGGCCAAGUUUAAUGACUACAUGAGGAAAGGACAAUAUGGCGACCACAAGGGUAUCAGCUGUUUCAGUCCGGUCAUCAACAUCGUGAGAGACCCCAGGUGGGGCAGGAAUCAGGAAACAUAUGGAGAGGAUCCAUUCCUAACAGGAGUCUUUGCUGCUAAUUUUGUAAAGGGUCUCCAGGGAAGUGAUCCCCGCUACAUCAGAGCCAACGCCGGCUGCAAACACUUCAAUGUCCAUGGUGGUCCCGAGAAUAUUCCGGUGUCACGUUUCUCUUUUGAUGCAAAGGUGUCUGAGAGAGACUGGCGCACUACCUUUCUCCCAGCGUUCCGCUCCUGUGUCAAGGCCGGUACCUACAAUGUCAUGUGCAGCUUCAACAAAAUCAACGGAGUUCCAGCAUGUGUCAACAAGAAGCUACUGACGGAUAUUCUGAGAAACGAAUGGGGAUUCAAAGGCUACGUUAUCAGCGACCAGGCCGCCAUUGAGAACAUCAUCAGCGAACACCACUACAUCAACAACAGCGUCGACACCGUCACAGCGUGUGUAAAGGCAGGAUUGAACCUUGAACUUUCCACGAAUCUUCAUCAACCCGUCUACUUCUCAGUUGUCGAUGCUGUGAAACAAGGCAAACUUACCGAAGACGAGGUCAGGGCCAAUGUAAAGACGUUGUUCAACGUCAGAAUGAGGCUUGGAGAGUUCGACCCCCCGGAAAUGAACCCAUACUCCAAACUUAACCUGUCGGUACUUCAAAGCGAGGCUCAUAGGAACCUGUCUGUAGAGGCAACGCUGAAAUCAUUUGUGUUGCUGAAAAAUGACAAUGUCCUUCCGUUAAAGGCAUCGAACUACAAGAACGUGGCGAUUGUGGGUCCAAUGGCCAACAAUACCAUACAAUUGUUUGGAAACUAUGCUCCUGAUAUGAACCCCAACUAUACCACCAACCCUCUCCAAGGCAUAACCACCCUCUGGUCUGCUGUGCGGUACGGAGCUGGCUGUACAGACAAUAAGUGUACUCAGUAUAACUCCGAGGAAGUCCUGACAGCAGCGAAAGGCGCGGGUCUUAUUUUUGUGUGUCUUGGCACAGGUCAGGAAUUAGAAUCUGAGGGCAACGACAAGGCCAACCUGGACCUCCCUGGACAACAGCUGCAACUGCUGAAGGAUGCUGUCACCGCCGGCCAGGCAACUGGUGCGAAAGUCAUCCUCCUUCUAUUCAAUGCGGGGCCCCUCAACAUUACAUGGGCUGUUGAGAGUCCCAAUGUUCAGGUUAUCAUGGAACUAUUUUUCCCAUCGCAAGCAACUGGCGAGGCACUGCGUCGAGUACUUUUGGCGGAUGGGCCGAACUCAGUUCCUGCCGGAAGGCUUCCAAUCACGUGGCCAAAGUAUAUUAACACCGUUCCUGACAUGACAGACUACUCAAUGGCCGGACGCACAUACCGGUACGCCAAGUAUCAAGUUCUCUUCCCCUUCGGCUACGGUCUCUCCUACACCAAAUUUGUGUAUGACAGUAUGAGGUAUCUCAAUCAGGUGAAAGCUGGGGACGACAUCACUGGUUCAGUAACACUCAGCAAUCGAGGAUCGUUUGACGCUGACGAGGUGAUCCAGGUGUACAUAUCCUGGUCUAACCCCACGGUGACGGUUCCACAUCUUCAGCUGGUGGCCUUCAACAGAGUGUUUGCACCACGGGGCGUGCAGACUCAGUGGAACUUCACCAUCUCGGCAGAAUCUCUGGCAGUGUGGACUGACCAGAAGGGAUGGGUUGUUGAGCCAGGCGUGGUAGUAUUCUGGGUUGGUGGUCAGCAGCCCAACAUCAAACCAGAUGUCGGAUCCAAUGUCCUUUCUGGAAAGGUCGAGAUCCUCGGACAAAAACGUCUUGGUCGUUAUUAAUCAACAUUGACGAGGAAAUUUGAGUUUGGAGUCGUUUCGUUAACAACUAUAGAUAUCCAGUUAUUUUACGCAAGUUAAUGUCAUAGUGUCCCCAAGCCAUGAUAAUAUUGGAGGAUGUAUUGGUUGGUAUGUGGCAGAGACUGAAUAGACAUAAAUAUAAGCGAAGAAACCCUUUCUAUAAUCAGUAAGAAAUAUCUUCCAUUGUACGGUUCCAACUAUAUCAUGAACAUAGUUUAUGAAUCACUCGCAAAUAGUGAUGAGACCAGGUGUUCGUGAAAAGGAAAGCGUAUCCUGCCUAACCAUUGGCACACAUCACAAACGGAUGCAAGGGCAAGUCCGCUGGCCAAGUCAAAAUAGAGAAUUGCAUCGGACAUAAUCUCCGUCACUGAUGCGUCAAAUUUUAAGGAAUGUGGACAUUAAAGGACAACCAAAGAUGAAUACACUCAAUAUCCGUGUGUAUAGUAUUCACAAUUCUCAUCUUGCUAUUCAUCAUCAAAACAUUGUAUUUUGUCUUUUACACCAAUAAAUAUGUUCUGAAUCA